Panthera uncia (snow leopard) is the source of this 1501-nucleotide messenger RNA. It is a transcript of the gene RPL35A, whose product is annotated as ribosomal protein L35a. Gene Ontology annotation, biological process: cytoplasmic translation; ribosomal large subunit biogenesis. Bases 259 to 591 code for a protein of 110 amino acids. Gene Ontology annotation, molecular function: structural constituent of ribosome. The record is from RefSeq and is a predicted model, not a curated record. Gene Ontology annotation, cellular component: ribosome; cytosolic large ribosomal subunit. Lineage: Eukaryota; Metazoa; Chordata; Mammalia; Carnivora; Felidae. The transcript is spliced from 5 exons.
UCUUCCUCAGCUUUUCUUUCCCAUGCGAGGCUUUAAUCUUAUUUUCUGUGUGCUUCUCUGCUUUCUCGAGCUUCAUUAUUUUUUUUCCUACUGAUCGUGGCAUGAAUUUUUUUAGGGUUUCCUUUUGGAGUUUCCGGGAUCUAUUUCUUUCACUGUACAGUCUUGGCAUUUUCGUUUUAGUCCUCAUUUUGGAGUUUGCUCCGUUAUCAGGCAUUCUCAGGCUGGCCUGCUGGGAACAGGACUCCUGAAACGACAAAUAUGUCUGGAAGGCUGUGGUCCAAAGCCAUUUUUGCUGGCUAUAAGCGGGGUCUCCGGAACCAGAGGGAGCACACAGCUCUUCUUAAAAUUGAAGGUGUUUAUGCUCGAGAUGAAACUGAAUUCUAUCUAGGCAAGAGAUGUGCUUAUGUGUACAAAGCAAAGAACAACACAGUGACUCCUGGUGGCAAACCGAAUAAAACUAGAGUAAUCUGGGGAAAAGUAACUCGUGCUCAUGGAAACAGUGGCAUGGUUCGUGCCAAAUUCCGAAGCAACCUUCCUGCUAAAGCGAUUGGCCACAGAAUCCGUGUGAUGCUGUACCCCUCAAGGAUUUAAACUAACUGAAAAGUAAAUAAAGGUGUAGAUUGUUCUCUUGUAUUUUUGUUAAAUAGCUUAAAAUUUUCUUUUUCCUAAAUUCGGUUGCUAUUUAAAUGGUGGCAGUUAUCCAGCAUUUUCAGAGUACAAGGAAGCUAGGGAGUUCUAUGUGAUGGCAAUUACAGAGAUUUAGACACUAGGGUUUUAAUGAGGAUAGGAUAUGAGUAUCUUCAUACAACGCCUUACAUGGUCAGGGAGGGGGGCAGAGUAAGCUUUGAUCAGAGGCAUUGGGAAGGAGUAUCUUGAAGGUGUAAGGUGCUGGAGCAUAGGGUAUUCCAGGAAGGACAGACACAAAUAUUAGCCAGUACAGAUAAAUACCGUGACACUUUUCCAGGCUUCCAUGUUAAAAUGGGCCUAUAACUCUUGCCCAUAACAGUUUAUUUCAACUUUGGUACUGCAUUUAUUACAUACAACUAACUGCCUUCCUCGUUAGAUUGAGAGUCCAUGAAAGAAACUUAAAAUUAUUUUUGAUGGCCUUCUAAAUUACCUUAUGAUGUAUAUAGUUGUUCAAGAUAGAUUGGGAAACUUGUGACUUAAUGGUAGUUGGGAGAACCUGAAGAUUAUAUUGAUGGUAUUUGGCAGCACGGCAGGGAUGAGAUAUCCUUUGGAUCUGUGACUAGAUAAAACAUUCCAGUAUAUAACGCUUGACUGGUAAGGUGUAAGUUAACGAUAUCAAAAUAGCAACACAUGCCUUAGGAAGGUUUUUGGGGGGUGGUGGUUAUUGCCUCGGUGGUGUAGCUUUCCUUGGUUCCAUGUUUCAGUGUAGUAAAGUGGAGGAUUGAGAUAUUUGAGCAUAAGACAAAAGGAAACUAAACGAGGGCUGCAGGAUAUUUUAAAUCUCUGAAUUGUUGAAAUAAAAGUUUGAACCAAA